Chenopodium quinoa (quinoa) is the source of this 994-nucleotide messenger RNA. RefSeq lists its product as uncharacterized. The record is from RefSeq and is a predicted model, not a curated record. The coding region runs from base 254 to 748 and encodes 164 amino acids. Lineage: Eukaryota; Viridiplantae; Streptophyta; Magnoliopsida; Caryophyllales; Amaranthaceae. The transcript is spliced from 4 exons. Gene Ontology annotation, molecular function: calcium ion binding.
GUAAGGACAGUGGACCAUACAACACUACAACCUCUGAAAUAUUCAAACUAUCAUCUUCAAUUUUUUGGUUAAAAUAUCACAAAUUUCGCACCCCAAUAAAUUAAAAAUUAAAUUAAAUUAAUCAAAAUCUAGGACUUUUGUGAUUUUGGGUAUUUAGCAAGUUAAACAUCAUUUGUUUUCAGGUGGUUCUUCAUCUUCUUCGGAUCUUGCAAACUCAAAGACUGGGAAAUUUCUUUUAUUCUUUAAGCGGCUAAUGGGUCAGAUUUUGGACAAAAUCCAAGGUAAGGAAUGGAGGAAGAAAAAAAUCAGGAAGAUAACAGACAAAGUGUUUGAUCGUGUACAGACUCAGACUGGAAAUGUCACACUGUCGUUUGAAGAGCUGUAUAUAGCUGUCCUGAUAGUUUACAAUGAUAUCAACAAGUACUUACCAGGGCCACACUUUGAUCCUCCGUCAAAAGAUGAAGUCAGAGGCUUGAUGGAGAAGUGUGACAUCAAUUUGGAUGGGGGAAUCAACCGAGAUGAAUUUGUGAAAUUCAUGCUGGAGUUAACUGCUGACACAUUUAGCACGGUGAGCCAGGGACUGAUCAUCAGUCUGGUGGUGGCACCAACAGUAGCUUUAGCAACAAAGAGGGCAACCGAAGGUGUCCCAGGCGUGGGGAAAGUGGUGCAGAAGAUGCCUAAUUCAAUUUAUGCAUCCCUUGUUACUCUUGCUGUCGUUGCAAUCCAAAACGCUACCCAGGGAUACUGAUGACUAGAGUUUGUCAAUAAUAUAUCAUUGGCCUUGCUUGUUCAUGUAAUACAGGAACUAUACAUAUUAUUUUUCCAUUUUUCCAUCUAUAUCAUCUUCUCUCAGCUUUAUCUAAAGCUUGUGAGGGGAUUCAUGAUGUUGAAAGCAUAAACAGUAACCAUUGUUGUAAGAACUAACAAUUUGUUGCGUGCUGUCUAAUGUUUCAGCUUAUUAAUUAAUCUGCAACCUGUCUAAAUUUCAUCGUAA